GAAAGCUUGUGAGAAAGAAAGCAGAACUUGUACCCUUUGGUUUUAGAUAUUACAUAGCAUUAGCUACUGCAACUUCCAUAAAUUUUUUGUUGUGGGGUUUUUGUUGGGCUUUCAUCUCUCAGUUUUCUGACCUUUCUUUCAUGGCUUGUGUGUGUCUUUUGUUUGUAGGGUUGCUUGUUUUGGCAGGGGAGGUGAUUGCAGAACAAAACAGUAAUUCAAAUGGGGGUGAGAUAUUGGUGAUGGAAGAGGAUGAACUUCUGGGGCUAUUUGAAGUUCUGGGUGCUCUUUUAGAGGACCCUGGCUGGGCCCAAGUGCACCCACAGCCAUGUACUGACACUCCAUGGCCUGGUGUGCAAUGUGAGAUAGGUCAAGACCCUCCAGUCUUUCAUGUCACUAAGAUCCACAUUGGCCCUGAUAUUCUGACCCCACCUUGCAAAUCCUCUGCUAAUCUAUCAGAAUCCCUUCUCAAACUACCUUAUCUGAAGACCCUAUCUUUAUUCAACUGUUUUGUAACAUCUCCGCUUACUCUUUCUCCAACUAUAUUUUUUGGUGCAUUCUCUUCCUUAGAACAUCUAGCUCUUGUAUCCAAUCCAACCCUCUCCGGAGAAAUUCCUUCUAGUAUGUCAGAAAUUACCAGCUUAAGGGUCCUGAACCUAGCCCAAAACAACCUACAGGGAGAAAUCCCCAGCAAGAUUGGUGGAAUGGUCAAUUUAGAGCAACUUGAUUUGAGUUACAACAAUAUAAUGGGUGAAAUCCCAGUAGAAAUUGGAGGGCUAGAGAGUUUGACCAUAUUAGACCUGAGUUGGAAUGGAAUUGGAGGGAAUGUGCCUAGUUCUCUUGGUCAGCUUCAAGUUCUACAAAAGAUUGACUUGAGCUCAAACAGGCUUGUGGGAAUGAUUCCACCAGAUGUAGGGAAGCUCAACAGGUUGGCCUUGCUUGAUUUGAGCCAUAAUCUUCUUAAUGGGCCUAUCCCAGAAACACUCUCAGGUUUAGAGCAUUUGGAGUAUCUACUAGUUGAUCACAACCCUAUAAAUACAAGUAUACCUUUGUCUAUAGGGAUGCUUAGGAAUCUCAAAUCACUGAGCUUCUCUGGGUGUGGGCUUACAGGCCCAAUACCCAACUCUACAGCUACAUUGGAAAAUCUCACUGCUCUUGAUCUAGACAACAACAAUCUCACUGGGACAAUUCCUCCAAAUUUAGGGGCACUUCCAAAUCUUGAUCAGCUAAACUUAAGCUACAAUCAGCUAAGUGGGCAGGUACAACUCUCAGAGGAGUUCAUUGACAAGCUUGGGAAGAGGCUGGAUAUUAGAGGUAAUUCUGGGCUCUGCACAAGCAACCAGAUGUACAAAAAGCAGAACAGUUCUACAUAUCUCGAAGCUCCUGUUUGUUUGAAUACAACAGGACCCAAAAAUGACAAAACCGUGUCUGAUAAACAACCAGAUGAUGAUGAGAGGAUGAAGCCAUCUUGGUACCACGACAAGAUGAGUUCAAUUGCUCCACUACAGAUGAAUCAAAAGCUCAUUUCACUUACUUUAGCAGCUAGUUUUUUGUUGUUUGUUUCAUGAUUUUCUUAACGUGGGACUGUAACCAAGUGUUAAUUCUAUAUGAGAGUCAAGUCAGUCACUAGUUUUUGUUUCAGUUUACAUUCACGAGUCAUUUUCUUUGUAUGUUUGAGAUAUGCAUAGAUAAGUUAAUGCAAUGUACC
This is a messenger RNA of Quercus lobata, 1705 nucleotides long. RefSeq names its product receptor like protein 29-like. Gene Ontology annotation, molecular function: protein binding. NCBI's taxonomy places the organism in Eukaryota, Viridiplantae, Streptophyta, Magnoliopsida, Fagales, Fagaceae. The record is from RefSeq and is a predicted model, not a curated record. The coding region runs from base 141 to 1565 and encodes 474 amino acids. The transcript has a single exon.